This is a messenger RNA of Auxenochlorella protothecoides, 528 nucleotides long. Its product is annotated as Translocator protein. The transcript has 3 exons. The record is from RefSeq and is a predicted model, not a curated record. The coding region runs from base 1 to 528 and encodes 175 amino acids. Gene Ontology annotation, cellular component: membrane. NCBI's taxonomy places the organism in Eukaryota, Viridiplantae, Chlorophyta, Trebouxiophyceae, Chlorellales, Chlorellaceae.
AUGAUCCAUGCACUCAUCAGUCUGAUCUCGCACCCCACCUCCCACCGCCAGGCUGCCUCGAUAGCGGUGCCUCUUGCGGGAGGCACCCUGAUCGGUCUCGCCCUGAAGGAUGAGACCCGCGGCGUCUGGUACAAGACCCUGAAGAAGCCCUCCUGGAACCCCCCUGCCUGGGUGUUUGGUCCCGUGUGGACGGCUUUGUACUCCGCCAUGGGCUACGCCUCCUGGCGGGUGUGGCAGGCGGGCGGGGGACAGCUUCCCCUGGGCCUCUACGCCGCGCAGCUGGCGCUGAACUUUGCCUGGUCCCCGCUUUUCUUCGGGGCCAAGGCCUUGGGUGUGGCCGCCGUGGACAUCACCGCCCUGGUGGGGAUGGUGGCGGCCACCAUCUACGAGUUCCAGAAGGUGGACCCUGUCGCCGCGCAGCUGCUCUACCCCUACCUCGCCUGGGUGACGUUUGCCGCCGCCCUCAACUACAAUCUCGCCGCCAACAACCCCUCGGGCCAGGCACCCCCCGACCCCAAGGUCAUCUGA